CUUUUUUAGUUUUCCUUUUCUUUUUAAGCAACGUCUUUGUCUCGUUUUUCUAUCGCAUCAAUUUUUUCGGUGUUGAUUAUUCGCCGGCGCAAUGCAGGAACGAUCCGCCGCCGCCGCCGCCAAUCCGAUUGCUGCUGGUCGUCUGCGCUCGAGCAGCGAGCGAUCAUCGAGCUCUGCCUUCCAACUUGAACGUGAAAUUAAAGAAGAUAUAGGAGUAGACAGCGAUGAGGAGGAGAUCAGCAGAGUGCCGCAGAUCUGCGGCAACUCUGCCUCCGCCGGCGGCACUUCAGCGUCUGGUAAAGCCCGGGCCCAAUCCGCUGGAUCAGACGGCCCUAGGAGUAGGGGACGAAGCGCCGCUGACAAAGAAAGCAAAAGGCUUAAGAGAUUGUUAAGAAACAGAGUUUCAGCCCAGCAAGCAAGGGAGAGGAAAAAGGCGUAUCUAAAUGAAUUGGAAAUUAGAGCAACGAACUUGGAGAAAAGGAACUCCGAGCUUGAAGAAAAGCUGUCCACGUUACAGAAUGAAAAUCAGAUGCUUAGACAAAUACUAAAGAAUACGACGACCAAUAAGAGAAGUGACGGUGAUGCUGCCAAUGCCAAUGAAUCUAUAUAGUUGAAAUUUGUAGCAUGUACAAGAUAACAUUUAAUAGCUAGAAGGGAAUGAAAAAAUCAAAGUAGUAAAUAACGUUAUCAACUAGAAAGGGAUGAAAAGUUUAAAAUAGUGUUUAUUUGGAUAAAUUAUUUAA
Messenger RNA from Momordica charantia (bitter melon), 743 nucleotides. RefSeq names its product transcription factor HY5. Gene Ontology annotation, cellular component: nucleus. Lineage: Eukaryota; Viridiplantae; Streptophyta; Magnoliopsida; Cucurbitales; Cucurbitaceae. Gene Ontology annotation, biological process: red or far-red light signaling pathway; regulation of photomorphogenesis; positive regulation of transcription by RNA polymerase II. Gene Ontology annotation, molecular function: DNA-binding transcription factor activity, RNA polymerase II-specific. The record is from RefSeq and is a predicted model, not a curated record.